Molecule: messenger RNA, 1992 nt
Organism: Dromiciops gliroides (monito del monte)
Lineage: Eukaryota; Metazoa; Chordata; Mammalia; Microbiotheria; Microbiotheriidae
Gene: RCOR2
Product: REST corepressor 2
Exons: 12
Coding region: 214-1773 (519 amino acids)
Biological process (GO): regulation of transcription by RNA polymerase II; negative regulation of DNA-templated transcription
Cellular component (GO): transcription regulator complex; histone deacetylase complex
Molecular function (GO): transcription corepressor activity
Source: RefSeq, a predicted model, not a curated record
CCUUCGCUCGCUCGCUCUCUCACUGGCUCGCUUGCUGUGUCCUCAGAACCUCAGUGGCGACCCCAGCAGGCUGGGUCAGGGAGGGCCUGGGGAGCCACUUUGCCCACUACUCCGUGUCCUCUUGGGGGCUUUUUCCUUCCUUCCUUCCUUCCUCCCCUCGCUGCCUCCCCUUCCCCCUAAGCCCGGGCCCAGGGCAGGCGGGAAAAAGCAAGGAUGCCAUCAGUGAUGGAGAAGUCCAGCUCAGGUUCUGGGAUCCUGUCUCGGAGCCGGGCCAAGACGGCACCCAACGGAGGCCAACCCCACUCAGAGGAGGACAGUAGCGAGGAGGAGCACUCCCACGACAGCAUGAUUCGAGUGGGGACUAAUUAUCAAGCCGUGAUUCCUGAGUGCAAGCCUGAGAGUCCAGCCCGAUACAGCAACAAGGAGUUGAAGGGGAUGCUGGUGUGGUCCCCUAAUCACUGCGUGUCGGACGCCAAGUUGGACAAGUACAUUGCAAUGGCUAAGGAGAAGCAUGGUUAUAACAUUGAGCAGGCCCUGGGCAUGCUGCUGUGGCACAAGCAUGACGUGGAGAAGUCUCUGGCAGACCUGGCCAACUUCACCCCUUUUCCGGAUGAGUGGACUGUGGAAGACAAGGUGCUGUUUGAACAGGCCUUUGGCUUCCACGGGAAGUGCUUCCAGCGCAUCCAGCAGAUGUUGCCAGACAAACUCAUCCCCAGCCUGGUUAAAUACUACUAUUCUUGGAAGAAGACUCGGAGCCGCACAAGCGUCAUGGACCGCCAGGCCCGGAGGCUGGGUGGCCGAAAGGACAAGGACGAUAGUGAUGAGUUGGAAGAGGGAAGAGGAGCCACUAGUGAGGGAGAGCCAGAUGCUGGGGACCCCAAGAGAGAGCUGCCCCCAACUCGACCCCUGAACGCCCGGCCCGGUCCAGGGAAGAAGGAGGCCCAGCUGUCUCAGUACCGACACCACCCUCUUCGGACCCGGCGCCGCCCACCCAAGGGCAUGUACCUGAGCCCUGAGGGCAUCACAGCUGUCUCGGGCAGCCCUGACCUUGCCAGUCUUACCCUUCGGGGCCUGGACUCCCAGCUGGUGUCCCUCAAACGCCAGGUACAGAGCAUGAAACAGACAAACAGCAGCCUGCGCCAAGCCCUGGAGGGGGGCAUCGACCCACUGCGCCCUCCUGAGGGGAAUAUCAAGUACAACUCCCGAUGGACGACAGACGAGCAGCUUCUGGCUGUACAAGCCAUCCGAAGAUAUGGGAAGGACUUCGGUGCCAUUGCAGAGGUGAUUGGGAACAAGACGCUAACCCAGGUGAAGACCUUCUUUGUGAGCUAUCGCCGGCGCUUCAACCUGGAGGAGGUGCUGCAGGAGUGGGAAGCUGAGCAGGAUGGGGCUGCUGGGGCCCCGGCACCCCCCGAGGAGGCCCGCAAGGGGCUGCCAGCCCCUGCUGCUGCCACUGAAGAAGAGGAGGAGGUCCAGAUCACCUCAGUGUCUAGGUCUGUGCCUCCGGUGCAGCCAGCUCCCCCUCCUCCCACCUCGCUGUCUCAGCCCCCACCACUGCUUCGCCCCCCAUUGCCUACGGCCCCAACCCUUCUCCGCCAGCCCCCUCCACUACAGCAGGGUCGAUUCCUCCAGCCAAGACUGGCUCCCAAUCAACCACCCCCCCCUCUCAUCCGCCCUGCCCUUGCAGCCUCCCGACACAGUGCUAGGGGUGGACCCCAGCCACCACCUGCUUUACUAGGGGGCCCCUCCGAGCCCCCACCCCCUUCACUAUGAGUCCUUGUCCCCUCUCUCCACCCUGGGCACCACCUGCUUCAGUGAGGACAGAUGGAGCGGGCACCUCAGCUCCCCGGCCUGCAGCAGAUGAUCAGGGGGCUGUGAUGGGCACAACCUAAGACAUGGGGGCUCCUGGCAGACGAGAAGUGAGGCCAGCAUCUGAACACUGGCAUUUGGGGGCGGGGGGUUGGCCAGCUGCUCCCCCCAGCCCAAGGACCA